AUGACCAGGGGUGCUGGGACGUGUUGGCAGCAAGAAGAUGACGACGGCUUCCAAAUCUGGCUAGAGCCCCCCCGAGACAACCAGAAGCCGUUCACCGACUCCGAGAGGGCGCAGCGAUGGCGACUGUCCUUGGCAUCCCUGUUGUUCCUCACCAUCCUGCUCUCUGAUCACCUGUGGUUCUGCGCCGAGGCCAAACUGGCCCGCACCCGGGACAAGUUCUCCUCCUCCUCCUCCUCCUCCUCUUCCUCCUCCACCUCCUCCUCCUCCUCUUCCUCCUCCUCCUUCUCCUCCUCCUCCUCCUCCUCCUCCUCCUCCGUGCGCCUCUCCCCCCAGACCCACUCCGCGCACCCCAGCCUCAGAGGAAACCCAGAUGCUAUUUUUAUAGGAAACUCCACCAAACAUUUGUGGCGCCUCGAAACUUGCCACCGGGAUAGUUCGUCUCAGAACUGCUUCGCGAUCGCGGACGCCGACCAUCUGUGCCGGGGCCUUUCCGACCAGGAGGGGACGCGGGCGGCUGUAAAUAUGAGCGAUUUGUACCUUUCCUUUUGUAACUCCUACUCGCUGCUGGACCUGUUCUACGGCUCCACGAGUCCGGACAACCUGAACUGCAGCCUCGACGUGCUCGGCGACGGCGACACGAGCCGCUGCAGCCUGUGCGUGCAGGCGUACCAGCGCUACGACCAGCACGCCCAGGAGAAGUACGAGGACUUUGAGCUCCUGAGUCAGAAGUACGAGCCGGAGGCAUACUCGGUGAGGACGUGCAUGGAGCAGUGCAAGACGGCCUAUAAGCCCUGGCUCUGUGCUCAGUACUUCCCCACCACCCAGCAGUCGUGUAAGAAGAAGGUGCCGUGCCGGCAGUACUGCCUGGAGGUCCAGCAGAGCUGUCCGUUCAUUCUGCCGGACAACGACGACCUGAUCCACGGCGGCAGCCCCAGCUUCAUCUGCACAGGCCUCUUGGGAGAUCAUCCAUCAGACAGCAACGCAGAGUGUUGUGACGUCCGAUGGGAAUCCAAAAUGGACAGCCCUUCUGGGGGGACUUUAAAAAGGACUGCUUCUUCCUGUCAGCCCGAGGGGGCGUCGGUCACCUCCGCCGCCUCGCCGAGACUGUGCAGCGGGCGACUGAAGAUCUGCCUGCUGGCCCUCGUCCUCCUACACACUGUUAUCGUCAUCUCGGCCUCCCAUAAUUCCACGUUGGUGGGCAUGGCUGCCUUUUUCUCGCCAGAGGAGAGCGCUUCUAACGAGGAGUGAACCUUGGGGUCGAAUCGAGGUCGGAGCUCGUAAAGCGCGAUGUCGCUCGAGAGGAUUUUACGGCUUUUACAGUGUCAUGGCUGCCGGGGACACGUCUGGCGAGACGCGUGGGAAAUGCCUCUACGACCUGCCGCAGACGAACCGUCAACCACAGGAAGUGGGAGGGGUUUAACUGGAGCUAAGGGUGCUGGGACUGGACAUAGACAAACCAAGACGUUUGAGAACCACCCUAAAGAACUGACCUCUCGCCACUUGAAACCUGCUCAUUGUUUCUAUUCCAUCCAAAUGUUUUCUAGCAUAUUCUCCCUCCUCUCC
Limanda limanda (common dab) is the source of this 1563-nucleotide messenger RNA. It is a transcript of the gene nalf1a, whose product is annotated as NALCN channel auxiliary factor 1a. Gene Ontology annotation, molecular function: protein binding; stretch-activated, monoatomic cation-selective, calcium channel activity. Bases 1 to 1248 code for a protein of 415 amino acids. The record is from RefSeq and is a predicted model, not a curated record. Lineage: Eukaryota; Metazoa; Chordata; Actinopteri; Pleuronectiformes; Pleuronectidae. The transcript has 3 exons. Gene Ontology annotation, cellular component: plasma membrane. Gene Ontology annotation, biological process: calcium ion import across plasma membrane.